Aphidius gifuensis is the source of this 5977-nucleotide messenger RNA. RefSeq names its product protein expanded-like. Gene Ontology annotation, cellular component: cytoplasmic side of apical plasma membrane; cytoskeleton. The record is from RefSeq and is a predicted model, not a curated record. Bases 909 to 5318 code for a protein of 1469 amino acids. Gene Ontology annotation, biological process: positive regulation of hippo signaling. The transcript has 6 exons. NCBI's taxonomy places the organism in Eukaryota, Metazoa, Arthropoda, Insecta, Hymenoptera, Braconidae.
GCCACCGGCCGCUGUUGAAUAAACAUUUAUAAAAAUUACAAAAAAAAUCUACAAAAAACGUGUUUAUUAAAUUUAAAAUAAUAGCAAAAAUAAAAAACAAUCUAUAAUUGUUAAUAAAUUCCGGCUAUUAAUAAUAAUAAACAAUUUAAAAAUAAUAAUUGUUUUAAAAUAAAAAAAAAAGCUACAAGUGUCAAAAAUUCAUUUUUUGUUUUUUUGGAGUAAUUUUUUUUUGGAGUAAAAAAAAAAGGGAAUAUAUUCUAAAUAUGUGAUCAGUAAAAUAAUUAAUUAAGUGAUGAUAAUAAUUAGAAUAAAAAAAUUUAAAAAAAAAAAAAAACCAAAAAAGUUUUUAUAAUUAAUUUCUUUUUUAAAUUUUUUUUUUGUGUAAUAAAACGAAAACACAUUCUCUACGGUGUAGGUGAAUUUUAAAACCAAGCCGUUGAGGCUCUUGGCUCUCUCACCUUGGCUCAUUUUAUUAUUAUUUAAAAAAUUUUUUUUUUACCACUUAACACUGAGGAAUAAUAACAUUUUUAAAUGUGUUAAUUAAAAAAUAUUAUUUAUUUAUUAUAAUAGUUUUUUUUUAAUUUAUAUAAAAAGUGUAUUGUUAUUAUUACGUGUUAUUAGUGUUUAAUUAACAAUAUUUAAAACAUAAUGCUGAGUGUUUAAAAGUUUGAGUGUUUAUUUGUAAAUUAAUAUGAAAAAAUUCAUUUGGAAUAUGUGAAUGAUAAAUAUAUUUAACCAAUAUAUAUAAUCAGUGAUUGUUUUAAAUAAAUUUAAUAUUUAUUUAUUUAUUUUUAAAUUGUUAUUAAAAUAAUCAAAAAUUAUUACGAAAUAUUUUGAGAUAUUGUUGUUUUCCCAAACGAUUAAAGUGAGGACGCUGGGCGUAUCGGCGACGAAAUGAAGCAUGCAGCAUGCGUGGUAGCGGUGUCACGGCUGCGCGGUCCUGCCUUCAACCCCUGGUGUCCGCCAGUCGCUACCUCGCCGUUCACGCCCUUCCUGGUGAUCCCCUCUACUUUAUCGUCGAGGCCAAAUCAAAAGUAAAGGACGUCUACGAGGAAACAUGCGAAAUUCUGCGACAGCAGCGCAUGCAGGAUUGCGAAUUGUUUGGUUUGGCAAUACUAUCGGAUGGCGAGUAUCUCUUCGUAGAGUCCGAAAGCAAACUCAGUAAAUACGCUCCCAAAAAUUGGCGGAGUUCACACACUUAUGGUCUUGAUAGCAGUGGAAGACCAGCAUUUGUACUUCAUUUUCGUGUUCGUUAUUACAUUGAAACACCUGGUUUGUUGAGAGAUGAAACAAGCCGACACCACUAUUAUUUGCAAUUGCGUGACAAUGUCGUCCGGCAUGGUGGAGGAGUUGAGAGUCUCAAACCCCAGCAUCAUCCCUUACACGCGGAGGGAAUUAUCACCCCUUUAUUCAAUCUCGCUGGUCUCGCAUUGCAAGCUGAUUUCGGUGAUUAUGCCGAAGAUCGUCAUCGUCCCCAUCAUGCUGGUUCCAUCAGUGGUUACUGCAAACCAUCGGAUUACCUUCCUCCGCACAUGUGUGUUGAAUCAAAUGUCUUGUCAAUCCUGGCAGCCCAACAUCGUGAUAAUCGUGGUCUCUCAAGGGAAGAGGCCGAAUUGCAAUAUAUACGAGAGACGUUGCUCUUGGAAGCGCCGAUUAACGCACAUCUCUAUCGUCUCAGACGUUCAAAAAAUGAAAAUGGUCCUGGACGUGUUUUAUUGGCAAUAUGUUCAAAAGGUGUACGAGUUUAUACUGAAGAAGAUCUUCGUGUAUUUACUUGGAAUAAUAUUGGCAAAAUAUCAUUUGAUAAAAAAAAAUUUGAAAUACGAGCUGUUGGACAAACAGAUAAACUUACAUUAUAUGGUGGAUGUGAUGAAAAAAGUAAAUUAUUACUUACACUAUGUAAGGAAACACAUCAAUUUUCAAUGACAAUUGCUGAUCGUGUUAAUGAAGCUAAAAAAAUUGAAGAAGAUGAUCGUAAAGUAUUACGUGAAUGUUAUAUGUAUCCAGCAAGAUGUAAAUUAAAUAUGACAACACGUGGUUCACGUGCUGAUCAAAGAAUAUCAGUUAUAUCAACAACAUCAUCAAAUACAACAUCUGGUAUUGUUAGUGAUCGUGUUCAUAGUGAAGAUGAACCUGAUACAGCACCAGCAUCAACUGAAUGUUUAGCACGUUUAACUGAAACAUCAUUAAAAUUAAAUUCACGUUCAACAUCACCAUUAUCAACACAUGAUGAUAUUGAUGGUAUUAAUUUAUCAACAAGACUGACCUCAACAACAAAUACAAUACAAACAACAUCAAUAACAUCAACAGCAUUGUCAUUGUCAUCAUCAACAGCGAUAACAACAACUACAACUACUACAGCAACAAUAUCAACAACUACAGCAACAUCAACAUCUACAACAGUAAUACCAGCAACAACAACAACAACAACUUUAACAACACCAUCAACAAUAAUACAUGGAACAAAUGCUGAGGGUUCACAGUGCAGUAGUAGUUGUAGUACUGUUGUUGUUAAUAAUCCACAUAUUAGUAGUAGUAGUAAUAGUAGUAAUAGUAAUAAAAAUAGUAAUAAUAAUAAUAAUAAUAAUACAUCACAUCGUCGUCGACGUACAUCAGCAUCAUCAAGUCUUGAACUUGGUUAUUCUCAUACUGCACAAAAUUCAAUUGUAUCAAAUGAAAUACCAACAUUUCCUGGUGCAAUAUAUGAUAGAUGUAAAAAAACAGAUAAAUAUAAUGAGGAUAAUAAUAUAACAAUUGAUGAUCAAAUGAAUGCUGUUGAAUUAUCAAGUGAUACAAGUGGUAUUUAUACAUUACGUAGUUCAGCAAUACAAGAUGAUACAUCAACUGAAUUAUACUCACCAGAUAAUACAAUUGAAAGUUCAAUUAGAUCAACAACUGAUGAAGCAUCAGUAACAUCUGGUUUUUAUACAAUACACAGUGGUCUUAGAUCAGAAACAAGUGAUGUUUAUACUGAUGAUGCAAGUCAAGAUCAUGAAGAACCAAUAUAUAGUGUUUGUAAAGGUGAUGAAGAUGAUAAUAGAAGAAAUUCACAUUUAUUAAGACGUUUAAGUCAUUUAGAUGAUCAACGUUCACGUAGUAAUAGUGUAUUAAGUACAAAUAGUUUUCGUGGUGAUGGUACUGAUGUACGUCCAUCAGGUAUUGGCUCACGUUUAACUGCUGAAGAACUUGCUGAUUUAAUUGUUGGACGUUAUCCACCUAAAAAAACAAUAAGUACAUCAAUGGAUUCUGAUUGUGAUUAUGUUAGAAUGCCACCACCAUUACCACCAGGAUUAACACCAUCACAAUUACAAUUACAAUUACAACAACAAAAAUUAGCAUUAGCAUUACCACCACCUCCACCACCAAGAAUUGAUUCAAAUGAACGUAAAUUACCACCACCACCACCAUAUCCAUCAACAAUGAAUUAUUCAAUGAUUGAAGCAACAAGAUUAAUUAAUAAAAAUCAUUCAGACAAUAGGCUAGCUGAACGUGAACCACCACCACCACCUCCUUAUAAUGCACCACGUGCUGAUUUUAUACCAUUACCACCAAGGCGAAAUGAACAGCUACAACAACAACAACAACAACAGCAACAGCAGCAGCAACAACAACAACAGCCACCACCACCAUUACCACCACCACCACCAUAUUUAUCACCACGUGAAAUGAUACAAAUACCACCACCAACACCACCAAGAAAUGAUGCAAUAACACCACGUGAACCACCACCACCACCACCGCCAUAUCCAAAUUUAACAGCUGAUAAAAGAAAAGCAUUAAAUAAUCUAUAUCCAGAAACAAAAAUAAAUCAUAUAAAAACAAAUACAAUUGAACAUGCACCAAAACCACCACCACGUAUACAACCACCAACAUAUCCUGGUGAUAAAAUGAAACCAACACCAGUACAUGCACCAGUUGCUGCACUUGUUGUUGGACCAAAUAAUUAUCUUGAUGUACAUGCAUCAAAAGGUACAACAAUUGUAACAUCAUCAUCAUCAGCAGCAUCAUUAUCAUCAACAUCAUCAAUUGCACCAAUAUUACAAACAACAUCAUCAUUAUCAUCAUCAUCAUCAUCAUUAUCAUCAUCACUACUUUCACCUCCACCACCACCACCACCUCUACCACCUUUACCAUCAUCAAAUUUAACAACUGUUUAUACAAGUCAAAUUGCACGUUCACAAAUUGAACAAUAUCGUCAACAAUUAUAUUCAGAUGUUGAUUUUGUUAUGUUUCCAAUAAAAGAUCCUGCAUUAUCAAAACAAGAUUACAUUGAUGCCAAACAAGGUACAUUAUUAUCUGGUAUGGCUGCUGCUGCUAAUGCUGCAGCUGCUACAAAACCACCACCACCAUAUCCAUCAUUUAGAAAUAAUAUUAAUAAAUCAUCACUUAUGUAUUUAUCAUCACCACAUUUAAAUACAUCAUUAAAAACAACAACAACACCAACAACAACAACAGCAUUAACAUCAUCAAAUUAUACAACAAGUAAUCUCAAUUUAAGUGAUACAAGUCUUAAUAAUUAUCAAAUAAAUAAUAGUAAUUCAAGUAAUAGUAAUUAUGCAAUAAGUACAAGUUCAUUGUACAGUGGUGGAACAUGUUCAUCAUCAAUAAGUAGUCAUAGUUUAAGAAGACAACCACCAGCAAUACCAUUACAUUCAUCAUCAACAUCAUAUAGAUAUCAAAGUUUUUCACGUACAAAAAGUAAUGAUGAUAUUCUCAAAUGUUUUGAUGCACCAGUUGGUAGUAAAUUACAAUGUUUACCACAACCAACACACGCUAGAAGAUUACCACCACCACCACCUCCACCUCAAUAUGAAAUACAGAGUCUUGAAAAAAAUCAUCCACUUCCUUCAAUUUCUGGAUCUGUUGCUUCAUCUUCAUCAAUGAAGUUUAAUAAUAACAGUAAUAACAAUGUAGAAAAUAUUGAACGUGAUAAAGGAAUGUUGGAUAUACGUACAUUACGUGAAAAAAGUAAAAAUUUAGACUUACCAUUAAUAUCAGCACUUUGUAAUGAUCAUCAUUUAUUAAAACAAACAAAAGCAUUUGUUAUGCCAAAACAUCCAAGUGAUGAUUUAUGUACUGGUACAUCAAGAAAUACAAAUACAACAAGUUCUAAUAAUAUUAGUACAAGUAGUAAAAAUAAAUAUCCAGUUAGUGGUUUAUCAACAACUCAAAUAUCUAAAACAACAAUUAAUAAAAAAUCAUUAAAUAUAUCACAUAGACAUCCAUCAGAAAUUGUUAAAUCAAAUGCGUACAAAGUUAAUCCUCCCGCCACUAGAAUAACAGCAAAAAAAGAUCUGACAAGAGCAUCACAUUCGUAAAAUUUAUAUUUCAAUUAUUUUGUUUAUAUUAAAAUUAUUAUUAAUGCUAUUAUUGUUAUUAUUACUAUUACUAUUAGAAGGUUUUUUUUUUUAUUGACGGGCCGUGCUUGAUUGUAAACUCAGGGUGCCAUUGAUGAAUCUUCAUUAUCAUUCCGCAAAAUAAAAAUUAAAUAGAUGUUUUUUUUUGUCUUUGAGUCUUUGAUAUUAAAAAUAUCAAUAUUCAAUUUUUUUUUUUUUUAUUAUUUAAAAUUAAUUAUGUCAUCAAAUGAACGAACAAAAAUAAUUAAUUAAAUAAUAGUUGUAUUAAAAUAUUUAUAAAUUAAUAAAUAAAAUUUAAAAAACACUGACAAACGCUGUCAAAAAAAAACUUUGCUCAAGUAUUGUCAAAUACUAAAUAAGAUUGUUUUAGAUUAAAAAAUUUAGAGGAAAUUGAAUAAAUAAAAAAAGACAAUAAGUAAAUUAAGAAAGAAAAAAAAAAUGUAAUUUAAGGAUUAUUAAAUAAUAAUGACAAGUGUUAUUUGUAAGAAUAAAAUUAAUUAUCGAAUUUUUUUUUUAAAGAAAUGAUAAAUUAGAUGUAAUAAUAAAUUCUUACUUUGGUAUCACAUGUAUUUUUAUACUUGAAAUAAGAAAAUAGAUUAUAUAAAAUAAUUUUUAUGUUC